This is a messenger RNA of Carassius carassius (crucian carp), 2257 nucleotides long. RefSeq names its product CDC42 effector protein (Rho GTPase binding) 1a (gene cdc42ep1a). The transcript has 4 exons. Lineage: Eukaryota; Metazoa; Chordata; Actinopteri; Cypriniformes; Cyprinidae. The record is from RefSeq and is a predicted model, not a curated record. Bases 1058 to 2122 code for a protein of 354 amino acids.
GACACUGACACUGACACGGAGCUUCACACUGACCGCUGCCUCUCAAACUGAAGACUGUACAAAAGAGAACGGGUUUAUGGUGGACUGUGGGAUCUUACCAUUAUGUGGAGACACAUCUCAUUCAGCGCUUUUUGGGGCAUGAUAAACCUGUAUUCAUCAACCCACGAGGACCUUUGUUGAUUUUACAAGAACCCCUUCGAACUGGGACGCCUGAGUGGGAUAAGCCAGCAGAGGGGGAUUUUGGGUGAAGGAAGAGAAGAAGGAUUAGGGGCUUAUCCCGGACAUGACCAAUCCUUAAGGAGCCUCCGUCAAGCUGUACUAUUGCCCAGAUUAUUACAUUUAAUUUAUUGCCUCUUAAAGACCCUUUAUCUCCCCUGGGAGAUUCCUGGUGAGUGGGCCGCUGGAUUUGAGUAUCUUUAAAAACAAAGGAUCAGGAGGAGAGGCCGGUGGAAGUGGAGGAGCAUGGGAAGAUACAUGCAGGGAUAAAGCAACAAGCCUCCCAUCCGCCUUACACUUCAGCAGGGUGCAGGUCAAGGGUCACUGAAUGAACUUGGAUUGGGAAAGCAUGCGAUCAAAUUGAUUACACAAAUCUGAUUAAGCAGCAGUCUCUCUGGACCUUACUAAAGAAGGAGCACAUGGUUUCAGUCCUAAACCACAAAGAUAUCUGCACCCCGAGCUGAAUUUAUUUCUGAACUGAUUUUUUUUUUUUUCAGAAGCACAAACCCAGAACAACUGUGAAGCCCAGAAUCUUUGACCACAUAUGCAGCAGAGGUUUUCAGGAAUUGGAGUCAUGCAUAUUUUCAGCUCACAUUUAUCUUCACAGAAUCUUUCUGGAUAUGAACAAAGACCGAUGGCCAAAAUGGGACAUAGAUGAAUGCGAAACUGGGCAAAAGAAACUUUCGACUCAACUGCGGUUGUUAUUCUGCCGAGAUAUUUUAAAGCUUGAAGGGUGAUAGGUGUAUAGUUUGCUUUCUUACAGUGUUUUCACCAUUUUAUAAAAAAAAGUGUGGAUAUUUUCUUUCUGACUGGAAAUUUACAGUUUAUACCCAGAGAAGCCAUGAACUUGGGCAAGCUCGCUGGCCUGAAGGGCCUUGUUUCCCACUCCUCAGGAAAGCGUCGAUUUAAAGGUGACCUCACCCCAGACAUGAUCAGCCCCCCAUUAGGUGACUUCCGCCACACCAUGCAUGUGGGCCGUGGAGGGGACGUGUUUGGGGACACCUCGUUCCUCAGCAACCAUGGUGGAGCAGGAAAUAAUGCAGAUGGAGACUCCUCCUCCACUUCAGAGAAGAAUGAGGGAUUCUUCUCCCGCACGCUUCGCCAUGUCCGCAAGACCCCCGACAGGCCCCGCGGCGGCUCCAAGGACCUUUCGCCACCACCUCCACCCAUUUCUCCAAUCAUUAAGAAUGCCGUUUCCCUCCCCCGGCUGGACGUGGACUCACCCAACGGCUGUCCUGUGAAAGUGCUUUUCCCUAGUCCACCCAAAACACCAGAGAGCUCCACAUACUUGUACGGUUUGGAGUCUGGCUUUGUAACCUUGCCGAGACUGUCCCGCACUGAGCGUCCAGCCCAGGGCAGUUCUCCCUCAGCCUGCCCACCUGAAAUCCAGAAAGGCUCGCUCACGGACAUGCUUCUCCCGUCCUUCCCAUGUUCUGACUCCAUCAGUCCUUCUGACUCCAUGAACUCCUUCACUCUUGAUCUGGGCCCUUCCCUCAUGUCUGAAGUCUUUGCCAUGAUUGACAGCCCUAUGUGUGAAAAAGCCGAUCCCAUGAGUGAAAAAACACAGUCCACUGAUGAUAACUCUGAGGUGGACUCGGACGCAACCACGUCCUUGGUGGACUCUCUCCUGAGAGAAGACGAUGACGGUAGGACACGGUUGUAUGGAGGAGAGUGGAAGCAUUCAGACUUUGUAAAUGGUGAGUCACCCAAAAAAUCCAUGAUGGGGGAUCAGAUGCGCUCCUUCUCCACUGAGGAUCAUGGUAUGGAGCCUGAGAGUUUCCAGAGGGCUGCUGAUGUGCUGGCACGUCAUUAUGGGAGUGGAGGACUCAGGAAUACAAACACCAACAACUCUCACAGAAGAGGACCAUACAGCUGUCCUGAUGAAGAAGAAGAAAUCAAAGUCUAACACUAUAGUCCAAAUCGUACGGCACCUUUAAAUGGGAAGUUCAGCCAAAAAAUAAAUGUUCGUUCAUAAACUCCUCACCCUCAUGUUGUUCCAAACCUUAUUCUUUGGCGAUAUAAUGAAAGGAGUUGCACAGAA